Molecule: messenger RNA, 2320 nt
Organism: Myiozetetes cayanensis
Lineage: Eukaryota; Metazoa; Chordata; Aves; Passeriformes; Tyrannidae
Product: octopamine receptor-like
Exons: 6
Coding region: 270-1418 (382 amino acids)
Biological process (GO): adenylate cyclase-activating adrenergic receptor signaling pathway
Cellular component (GO): membrane
Molecular function (GO): G protein-coupled receptor activity
Source: RefSeq, a predicted model, not a curated record
CUGAUGAGCAACAUCCACGCUCCGGGCUCAGGGAUACUGCCCAGCUGCUUCAAGCCGGCCGGCUGCGUUCAGCUGUCAGCUUUGAAGGUUUUGGCUUUGCCCUUGGCCGCACCAGUGUGUUUUGAACGGCUGGAUUUUCUGCAGCACAUCAUUCCCACCUUCCCAGAAGGGCUUCUAAUUGCCAUGAAGGACUUCAGCCAAUGCUGCAUAUUUAUCCUCACCCUUAGGAUUUCAAAUACUUCUAAUGGACUCAUAACCAUGGGACAGUGAUGGCACAGGCACAGCAGGAUUUUAACAGCGGGAAGAUGCUGAUGGACCAAAAUGAAACUUGGCUCUCUAAUUUCUCCUCUGCUGCCUCCUCCUUUGUGAGGGGAGGGAUUGGGCUCCAGGAGGUGGUCAUUGGGCUGAUCCUCACCCUCAUCGACCUGAUCACCCUCCUGGGAAAUACCGUGGUCUUCAUCUGCCCUGUGGUGGAGAAGAGGCUGCGCACUGUCACCUACAUGUUCAUCAUGUCCUUAGCCACGGCAGACUUCCUUGUGGCCUGCCUGGUCAUGCCCUUCAGUAUCAUUUAUGAAGUAACAGGGAUGUGGCUGUUUGGGAAGCUUUUCUGCAAAGUCUGGAUCUCCUUUGAUGUCAUGUUCUGCACUGCAUCCAUUGUCACACUGUGCUUCAUCAGCCUGGACAGAUACUGCUCCGUGGUGACCCCCUACCACUACUCCAGAAGGAUGUCCCGUGGCAGGUGCAUUGUGAUGACCUGCACGGUCUGGGUGUAUUCCUCCCUCAUUUCCUUCCUUCCUGUCAUGCAAGGCUGGAACGAGAUCCCCGGGGUGGACUUUGAUGCGGGCAGGGAAUGCAUCUUUGUCACCAACUGGAUUUUUGCCAUCGUGGCUUCUGCCCUGGCGUUUUUCGUUCCCUUCAUGGUGAUGUGCAGCAUGUACUUCUUCAUCUACCGAGCUUCGCGGCUCAAGGCCACCCGUAUCAUGUCCCAGACCCUGGAGAUUCACUACCACCCCAACAGCAAGCGGCAGAACCACCUGCAGCUGGAGAACAAGGCCACGAGGACCAUCAGCAUCAUCAUCUCAGUCUUCGUGCUCUGCUGGCUGCCCUACUUCGUCCUGAACGUCUGGCUCGCUGCCAGGGGCACCGACUCCACCAGCACGGUCCUGGUCGACGCCUUCAAGAUCAUCACCUGGUUGGGAUACUGCAACUCCACCAUCAACCCGAUGCUCUACGCCUUCCUGAACAGGGACUUCCAGCGGGCCCUGAAGAAGCUGCUCGUUUGCAGGCACAGGUCCCAGGUGGACAUCGGAGAAGACAUGGUUUCCAUAGCCACCUUCUCCAAGACUGCUCCAGACCUGGAAUACAGCACCAUGGUGCCAGUGCCCAACGGUGCCCUGAAAGGCAAACCCAAGUCGUAGGGAUUGAGGGUCAGUCGCUGGAGGUGGUGAUACAGGAAGUGCCAGAGCACAUCCCAAUGGAAAAGUAACAGGCAGGAAAAUAGGGGAAGGAGGGACUGGAAUAUUGCAGCUGGGGACAUACAACAAAGAUGCGUUUCUUCACCUUCCACAGUUCUCAGAACGAGGACCUUUGAUCUUUUAAGGACAAUUUGUGAUACUGAUGGAGUUAAUUCCUUCCUGGAUAUCUUUUUUCUUUUCUUUUUUUUUUUUUUAAAUGAGCAUUUCCCAAGACAAAAUCAACCAUAAUGUUGGGGGAAAAAAAUACCAGUAUCAUAAUGUGAAUUUAUCUUCCUGUGCAUCCUGGUGAUCUGUGUCAGGUGGGGCAGUGUUUCUUAUCAAGCCACUGUAGCUCUCAUUUCACAACUUUAUUACAGACUUGACCAGUUUCAGCAACUCCACCUGUAUCAGUCUGGGUGGGGGAAUUAGGAAGGAUGUGGCCAAAGAGCAGAGCUCAGUUCUUACCGAGGCACCAGUCUGCAGCCUGGGCUGUUGCUCAGGGUUCAGCUCGCUUGCUUCUGAGACACUGAGAGGUUUAGAGCUCUGUAGGGCUUUCUGUGAAUUAUCUGUGAGUUAAUUCUGGAAGGAAACAUCCUGUGUGGCAGAGCCCAGGAGAUGAGCAAGACUCGUAAUACCAAGAGCACUGAGUGCCCAGGAGUUUCAAAGGCUGACACCCCCAAAGAGGGGAUGUGAAGAGGAAUCAUUACUUGCCUUUGUGUUUUGCACUGUGAUGUCUAUGGAACACACAGACAUAAAAAAAAUCACGAUAAAGGGGAACCACUGUUUUUACUAUUUCCAAGUGCUUGUCUGGACUUCCAACAGCUUUUCUGUAGCAGGGUGACACGAGGGCUGGUGACACCUGAGAC